GGGUCGGGUCUCUCGCUUCAAGUCCAAUCGGCGCUUCCAAUUCCGCCAACUCAAAGGGUUCGUUUCUCGAACCACAAUUCAGGGGAUCAUCAUCGGUCCAUUCUUCCUCUUGAUGCGAAGUCUCCUUUGCCCUACUCUUUUCUACUUCACAACGAUAUUUACUACCCGCUUGCCACAAAUAUGACCUCGAGGUAGUUGCGCGCGCAGUCUCAUUGAACGCCCACGAUACCAUCACCUAAUCUCUACAACAACGUGCGCUCUGAUCCUCACGACCACACGCGAAACAGGCAGGAUCCUGAAUUCACCGGCGACAAGAACCAAACACGUUCGGUCAGAAAAACAAAGUCGAACCAAGUCAACUGGGCGCGAGAAAGACCUCCACAGGGACUACCCUAAUCGAAUCGAUUUACCAUCAUCAUGGCGCGAAGGCCGCACAUUACGCUGAUGCUCGUCGUCGGCGUCAUUCUCUUUGUGUUUACGACCUACAUGCUCUCCUCGAGUGGCUCCUCGGGGGUGGUACAGCAUUCAGAGACUCUCGAUUUAGGCGGAAGUAGCGGCAGCGGAGAUCACAAGAGUGCUAGUGGCGAUGGCGGCAGCAAGUCCGCGUUUGGCAUAUCGGAUAACAUCCUCAAGGGCGGCUCUAUCGCGCCCAAGCUGGAGAAUGCGACGGCCAAAGCAGAACUAGGCCGCGCUUCCUGGCGUCUCUUCCACACCAUGAUGGCGCGCUUCCCCGAGACCCCGACCGCCGAAGAAUCGUUGGCUUUGAAAACCUACAUCCAGCUGUUCGCGCGCCUCUACCCCUGUGGCGACUGCGCAUCGCACUUCCAGAAGCUGCUAAAGAAGUACCCACCGCAAACGAGCGGGCGCAACGCGGCGGCCGGAUGGGCCUGCUUUGUCCAUAAUGAGGUCAACAAGCGCCUCAAGAAAGAGCAAUUUGACUGUAACAAGAUUGGGGAUUUCUAUGAUUGUGGCUGUGGGGAUGAAGGUGCCAAAAAGGCGGGGGAAGCUGGCGCUGGGGCAGAGGUCAAAACAGAGACAAAGAAGGGAGAAGAUCUCAAGAUGGAUUGAGGGUUGAAUAGGAGGAAAAGUUGAUUCUGCACUUGUAGGGAGGUGACAAUCACGCAUGGAUAUCAAGUGACCGUGAGCGGCGUAUGCCGGAACGCCCAUUGAUUAGAGACGGAAAUGUCUUGGAUAUUGCAGUCGUAACACCGAUAUCGACUGGUGUCCUGUCGUAAUUCGGACGAACUCGACCCGAGGGGCGUUCAGAUUCCAAGGCGCUGUGGAAAUGAGGUUGUCAAAGACAUGGAUUUGCCUGCUUCUAUACCGCCGCCAGCUCCAGGGCCCUUUGCGAAACGAAACCGUUGAGAUAUUGAGCAUUGGUAUUUUGAAUUAAGUUGAUAAUUACCUCUGUGCCGUG
This is a messenger RNA of Neurospora crassa OR74A, 1417 nucleotides long. Its product is annotated as FAD dependent sulfhydryl oxidase Erv2. The coding region runs from base 418 to 1068 and encodes 216 amino acids. The record is from RefSeq and is a predicted model, not a curated record. Gene Ontology annotation, molecular function: flavin-dependent sulfhydryl oxidase activity; flavin adenine dinucleotide binding. Gene Ontology annotation, cellular component: mitochondrion. Lineage: Eukaryota; Fungi; Ascomycota; Sordariomycetes; Sordariales; Sordariaceae. The transcript is spliced from 2 exons.